Messenger RNA from Saccharomycopsis crataegensis, 1314 nucleotides. RefSeq lists its product as uncharacterized. Lineage: Eukaryota; Fungi; Ascomycota; Saccharomycetes; Ascoideales; Saccharomycopsidaceae. The transcript has a single exon. The coding region runs from base 1 to 1314 and encodes 437 amino acids. The record is from RefSeq and is a predicted model, not a curated record.
AUGGCUGUCAGAAUCGCUUCUUCAUUAAAAAAUGCGUCACUCGGCAGCACAAAGACAUACUGUCGUACCGUAUUAAACCCACGGUCAUCUUUUAUAGAUGUCACUCAAUCAUUGAAUGAUCUCAAAAGCACCAAGAAGUUGGAUUUUGAGCCCAAAUCACUCCUAUUAUUUAGCACUCCCCAAUACUCAAAACAGUUAGUUUCGAAAUUGGUGGACCUAAAAGAGUCUUCAAUGGAUUUGCAGAUCUUGUACGCAUCUGUUGACUGUAUUGCCCCUUUUUCUUCUCGUAAUGGGAUUUCUGAGUUAUGGCUCAGCAAUAGAAUGUCAAUACCAACAUCCAGGUCUAUUGAAGAAGUGAAAUCAGAGCAGGAGAAUACCCCUGCUUCUAAACCAGGAAGAAUAAUCAGCACAAAGAGUGAUGAACAUUGGGAUCUAAGCUCGAAUAGUAACUUGCUGUUGAAUGUUCCUUUCAUUCCAAGAAAUUUGAUGCAUCACCAUUCUCUACCUCAAACUUUGACCAAAAUCAAGUUCCAACUAGGAUCAACGAUAUUUCAUAACUCAGAUCUCUUUACCACUUGCUUCUACUUUGUAUCCCAGAAAGAAAGAAAGACUUUGAGCAGGUUGGAUAUGAAAACAUUCGAUUAUAUCAAACAUUAUCUUGAUAAUGAUGGCAAGUACUUGCAUGAUUUAGAAGUCGCUCUUCCACCAUUGAUCUUACCUUCUAGAAAUUUAUCUAUGGACAAUUAUAAUAAUUUGAAACCUAUAGAUUUAGGCGAUGAUUUAAGAAUUUCGGAGUUGACUGGCAAUCUUGUGAGAAAAAUCAAUGGCAAACCUGCAUCCUCAGUUAUACAAGAUGACAAGAAGCUCAUGUCACAGAUGAAUAAAGACAGUAGAAUCUAUGUCACUAUCGAAAAUGACGAUGAGGAGGAAAUGAGAAGAAGAUUCGAAGUAAUUGCCGGGGGAGGUGCAUGGGGAGCUAAAGCUGAUACUUUAGCAAUUGAUCCUGAGGCCUUAGAGUUCAUGAGAGUUGGUACCAAGUUAUCGUUUUUCUUGUACCAAACAGGAGAAAAAUCCUUGAAACAGGAGAAUGAGGAGAAAAUGAAAAUAUUCUUUCCUGAGGGGUUAGACUCAUGUAAUGGAGUCCUUGCCGAAAAAAGUGGCCCACAAGAGGGCUAUAAUGCUGAUAGCGGUAUUGCUGAAGGAGAUGCUACAAUGAUUUUGGAAAAUGUGUUCGCUUUUGGCAGCGAGAAAAAGCUAACUGUAAACGACAUUAACCAUGAUUCUGACGGUGAGGUUAUAAGGUUUAGAGUAUAA